This is a messenger RNA of Hemibagrus wyckioides, 2849 nucleotides long. RefSeq names its product Cbl proto-oncogene C, E3 ubiquitin protein ligase (gene cblc). The transcript has 12 exons. The coding region runs from base 948 to 2786 and encodes 612 amino acids. Gene Ontology annotation, biological process: cell surface receptor signaling pathway; negative regulation of epidermal growth factor-activated receptor activity. Gene Ontology annotation, molecular function: phosphotyrosine residue binding; ubiquitin protein ligase activity; calcium ion binding. Gene Ontology annotation, cellular component: plasma membrane; membrane raft. Lineage: Eukaryota; Metazoa; Chordata; Actinopteri; Siluriformes; Bagridae. The record is from RefSeq and is a predicted model, not a curated record.
GGCAGAGUCAGUGAGUGAGUGAGAGAGAGAGAGUGUGCGCAGUGUGCGUGUGUGAGUGUGUAUGUUUGUGUGUGUGUGUGUGUGUAUGUGAAAGAGAUAGAGGGAGUGAGAGGUCUACAUGUGAGUGAGCUCCUGUGCAGACAUACACGGAACUUUUAUUUCAGCCCACUUGUGAUUUAAGACAGAAUCAGAACAUGGAAAAUGGGACCAACACAUGGAUGCCAAAUCUAAAGAGCACAACUGUGAGUAAAAGACGGGGGUAACAGCGAAGGGGGUAAAGGACAAUACAGACAGCAAUUAACACUUAAUAUGUCUAUGUACGUUGUCUACAUAGUAGUUAAAAGAAUAAGGAAGCUGGGCAUGACAAAGACCUAUAUAGACUUUCGGAUGCUUUUUGGGAGCAAAAUACUUUAAAAACAUUUAAGGAUCUUUUAGCAGUUCUUACUAUGCUUGUCAGCUUUUCUCCACCCCAAGAAUGACAUUUGCACAGACUUGUCAAGUUAUAACCUGCAUGUAGUUAUAUUAUGCAACAUUAUCAAAAGUACUGCAAAUUGUAUAAUGAAAAAAAUAUGUUAGUGAGGCAAGACAAUGAUUCACUUAUUGUGCAUUGUAUAAGGUACUGCAUUUGUAUUGUCAGAAUAGAAACAUAAAAAAGGUGACUUAAAUAGGAAGUGGCUAAAAGGUAGAACAAGAGACUUGUGGUGGGCUAACUGAUGUCUAAAUAUCAUUACUUAUAUAAUGGGCACUGAAUGGCAAACAACAGUGUUAAAGCCACUGUGUAACGGAAGUAACUGAUAUCUGGAUGCACAGACAUCAUUGCAGCUCUAGACACAUUUUGAAUCUUGACCAGAUGGGGGCUGGCUUUUGCCCCAUGUGCAUCUUCAUUAGCAAAUCUACUCUCCCAGCAACUGCAUAGAGAAAGACAACACAUCACAUUUCUUUUGACGAUGGCUGGAAGUCUGAUGGGAUUUGUCCGAAGCUUUGAGACUGAGUCAUCGUCUCAGGCGCUAACAAGUACAGACAAUAAACUCUUUGACAAGGUUAUGAAAAGACUACAAAAACUGCACAGGCUGUCCACCGAUCAACGGCUAUGUCUAAAGAAUAGCCCACCUUACCUUCCUGAGCUGGUGAGGGAGACUGUAAACAUCAUGACGGACAUAUGGGCUCCUUAUAGAGUCUCAGUCUCAGCCGUGCCACGAGGGGAUGAGGGGGAGUACCUGAGGAUCCAUGUACAACACUUGCUGGAUAAGACGGACAGAGCCAUCUUACUGUUCAAGGAGGGCAAAGAUAAGAUGUAUGACGAAAAGUCUAACUACAGGAGAAACUUGACAAAGCUGUCCUUGCUGUUUAGUCAUAUGCUGUGGGAACUACGGGCUAUAUUUCCAGGUGGUCAGUUUCAGGGUGAUACCUACAACCUGACCAAGACAGAGGCAAGAGAGUUCUGGAGGAAAAUAUUUGGACAGAAAUGCAUAGUCAAGUGGAAUAUUUUUAAGCAGCAUUUGAAAAAUGUUCACAACUUUGAAGAGGGAAUGGAGGCCAUGGCUCUGAAGUCAACAAUUGAUCUCACUUGUAAUGAUCAUGUUUCUAUCUUUGAGUUUGACAUCUUCACCAGACUGUUUCAGCCUUGGUCAACACUGCUGAGGAACUGGAAUCAUUUAGCAGUGACUCACCCAGGUUACAUGGCCUUUCUCACGUAUGACCAAGUACAAGCCAGAUUGGAACACCACAAACAUCGUCCUGGCAGCUACAUCUUUCGUCUCAGCUGUACCAGAAUGGGUCAAUGGGCAAUCGGUUAUGUGACCCCAGUUUGCAGCAUUGUACAGACUAUUCCAGAGAAUAUACCUCUGUACCAGGCUCUAAUCCAAGGCUUCAAACAGGGAUGCUACUUGUAUCCAGAUGGACGUGAUGUGAACCCUGAUCUCACUGCCCUAUGUAUGCCGUCUCAGAAGGGUCGCAUUAAAGUUACAGAGGAACAAUAUGAGUUAUACUGUGAAAUGGGGAGCACAUUUCAGCUAUGUAAGAUUUGCACAGAGAGAGAAAAGGACACUCGCAUUCAGCCCUGUGGACAUCUGCUGUGCCGGCCUUGUCUUACUGGCUGGCAGAAGUCAGAUGCACACACCUGCCCUUACUGCCGCUGUGACAUUAAAGGGACAGAGUCCAUCCUCAUCGAGCCAUAUCGGUCCAAAAGAGACACCACAUUCCAAAAAAGAGAUGAUGAGGAGAAUGAAGAAGAAGAUGAAGAUGAUGAUGAUGAUGAUGAUGAUGAUGAAGACCAUGAAGAUGUAGAACUAGUCAUGAAAAAACUGGCUGCCAUGAAACGGGCAUCACAAGAGGAAUAUCAGGUUCCCAGUUCCAUUUUAGCACCUCCUCCUCUUCCACCAAAACAGAACACCCUGUCCUCUCCAUGCCCGUCUCCCAAACCACACGUCCGUCCUCCCAUAAGAGACAGGCUGGUUAAAAGUCACAGUAACUCAGCUGCCUGUAACAAUGUGCCAUAUUCAGAAAACCAACAGACUGAAGAAACCUCAGACAAACAGCUGCAACGUGAUGCUGAACAGAGCUAUACAUCACCCUCCUAUUCUGGCAGAAAAGGUGCAGCCCCAUGGUCAGGGCCAGCACAUUUAGGACAAAAGAAAAAAGAGAAACAAAGGGAAGUGGUAGAAGACUGGAGUGAUUUUGAAACAGAUUUGCUAGCAGGAAGACAAAAUCAAAGAAGUUCUCAGAGACAGAGACAGCUCUCAUCUUUGACUUUCCUGGAAGAUUUCACCAUGGAAACAAAAAACUGAAUUGUGUUUUCUACACUGUAAAAAUGUCCAUGUAAUUUGCAAUAAAAUAUGGUUAAAAAAGAA